Messenger RNA from Scleropages formosus (Asian bonytongue), 3540 nucleotides. RefSeq names its product thrombospondin type-1 domain-containing protein 4-like. The transcript is spliced from 18 exons. Gene Ontology annotation, biological process: extracellular matrix organization; proteolysis. Lineage: Eukaryota; Metazoa; Chordata; Actinopteri; Osteoglossiformes; Osteoglossidae. Gene Ontology annotation, molecular function: metalloendopeptidase activity. Bases 117 to 2993 code for a protein of 958 amino acids. Gene Ontology annotation, cellular component: extracellular matrix. The record is from RefSeq and is a predicted model, not a curated record.
CUUCGUUCGAGCGGGAGACCUGAGGUGUGUGAAGGCGCGCCGAGGGCAGCGGGAAACCUGCAACUAACUAAGUCUAAGUUUCAUAGAAAAUCUCUCAGAAAGACCAGUAAAAAACCAUGAUAGGAGCUUCACUGAACGUACAGAGAGUUUUUGUGAUUGUUCUACUGUUGCUUUGCUUGCACCCAGUGGAUUCCCAGCAUACUCCAGAGCACAGGAAGGUUCCUAAGAGAGAAGAAAUUAACCUGCGUCCAGAUGCUAAGGAGGGAAGCUUUCUGGGCUCCUGGGGACACUGGGGACCCUGGUCAGCUUGCUCCCGCUCCUGUGGCUUGGGGGUUCAGGAACAGACCCGGCCUUGCCUGCCACCUUACAGCUCCCCAGGUGCUAAUCCCUCCAGGGUGGCUUCCUGGCCCCUGCCCUCGCACAUGGUCUCAGCCCUGUGGCCCUCAGUCCCAUUGCACAGUGACAUGAGGCAGGUGCCGGCCCCGAGCAGCAGACAGUCAGGCUGGCGUGGCAAGCACAGAGGCCAGCAGCGAGAUCCCCAUGCUAGCCACAGAGGUGGGAGCAACAGGCGCAUUACUCCAGGGAAGUAUGGUUAUGGAAAGAUGCCCUACAUUGUUCCCCUGGAGAGGCAUACCAGCCGCAUUGAAGGCAGUCCCCGGUCCCGCAGACAGGCUGUUGCCCAAGGCCCUCUGGUUCCAAAUCCUUACAGCGGGCAGCAGCAAAGUUACAGACAACGCACCCCAUAUUACAGCUAUGACAAUGUCCUUAACCGACCACCAGUGCUACAUUCCAGGACUGAACCAGCUAGGGUGCCCUUGUACCGACCUAGUCAAAGUCACAGAUCUUCUCAGGACCUUCACCCAAGAAUGCAGGUCUCCACAACACUCUCUGCCCAAGGUGGGCCCUACAACCUGCUCCCAACCACAUCCUGUGCCGGGACACAGAAGCAGCACAGACUUUGUAACUCUAAUCCUUGCCCUCCCACCAGCAGGAACAUCCGUCAGGUUCAGUGCUCCUCUUACAACAGCCACCCAUUCAUGGGCCGUCUGUACGAAUGGGAACCAUUCAGUGAUGUCCAGGGGGACCAGAACUGCGAGCUGAACUGCCGGGCUGUUGGCUUCCGGUUCUAUGUGCGACAGUCGGAGAAGGUGAUUGAUGGAACACCAUGUGGUCGGAGCAACAUGUCGGUGUGUGUGUCGGGGAAGUGUCAGAGCCUGGGCUGUGAUGAAUACUUGGGCUCAGGUAAGGUGGUGGACCGCUGUGGGGUGUGUGGUGGAGAUAACACGGCCUGCAAAGUGGUUUCGGGCAUCUUCACACAUCCCUUAACCAAGCUGGGAUACCACAAGAUUGUGGAGAUUCCAGAAGGUGCCACCAAGAUAAACGUCACAGAGAUGAUCAAGAGCCGCAGUUACCUGGCCUUGCGUAGUCGCUCUGGACGGUCCAUCAUCAAUGGGAACUGGGCUAUUGACCGCCCUGGCAAGUACGAGGGUGUGGGAACCAUGUUCCUGUACCGCCGGCCCAAUGAGAUCAGUAGCACAGCUGGGGAGUCCCUACUAGCUGAGGGGCCCACCAAUGAAAUCCUGGAUGUCUAUAUGAUCUAUCAGCAGCCCAACCCAGGGGUGCACUAUGAAUUCAUUCUUCCCAUUGAACAUCCAGUCAGUCCAUGGUUACCACCGGGUACCAGGCUAAGCGAGAACACUCUGAAUGGUCAGGGUGGGUAUGACCAUGCCAGUGGAGGCUGGUACCCUACUCGUGUCCCUGACAACCAGGUGCCAAGGCCUCAGCGAGAGUUCAACUGGAAACUUGUUGGCACUACGGAGUGCAGUGCCUCCUGUGGCCGAGGUUCCCGGUCUACUGUGUUCCGUUGCGUCCACAGGACCACUCACGAGCAGGUGGCAGACAGCCUGUGUAACAGCACCUCCAGGCCCAGCCCCCAGGAGGAGGCCUGCAGCGUGGAGCCCUGCCCCACCUUCUGGGACAUCGGCGAGUGGUCUGAAUGCAGUAAGACCUGUGGCCUUGGCAUGCAGCACAGACAGGUGCUCUGCAGGCAGACCUAUGCCAACCACACUCUAACUGUGCAGGCCAGCCGCUGCCGCCACCUGGAGCAACCCGACACAACCACCACCUGUCAGCUCAAGAUCUGCAGCGAGUGGCAAGUCCGCACCGAGUGGACUAGUUGCUCUGUCCCCUGUGGAGUGGGUCAAAGGACACGGGAGGUGCGGUGCGUCAGCAACAUUGGUGACUUUGUGGCGGAUGAGGAGUGCAACAUGAAGCUAAGGCCAGAUGACGUGGAGAACUGUGACAUGGGCCCUUGUGCUAAGAGCUGGUUCUUCACUGAGUGGAGCAGCCAGUGCUCUGCCCAGUGUGGUGAAGGGGUGCAAACCCGCAGCGUUCUUUGUCUGAACAAUCACAUCAGCAGCCUUCCGCUAGAGGGCUGUGGGCCAGAGCGCCCCCCAGAUUCCCGAGCGUGUGACAACAGACCCUGCGAGGAUCGAAUAGAGUGGUUCGCUGGCCCAUGGAGUCAGUGUUCUGCAGAAUGUGGCCCAGGGACCCAGCAAAGGGAGUUGGUGUGCCUUACCAAGACUGAUGGUGCUUUCUCAGUGCUGCCACUCUAUGAGUGCUCCUCCCUGGAACGCCCCCCCCACCAGCGGAGUUGCCAAUUGCGGCCCUGUGGAGCCAGGUGGUACCACACUGAGUGGAGCGCUUGCUCCAGGACAUGUGAGGGAGGGUUCCGGGUCCGGGAAGUGCGAUGUCUCUCAGAUGCUACGCUGCCCAGUGAGGCCUGCGACGUGCAACUAAAGCCCGAGGAGCGUCAAAGCUGCCAUCCGGAACCCUGUGUCCCAGAGAUAGAUGAGAACUGUCAGGACAAAUAUUUCAACUGCAAUGUGGUGGUUCAAGCUCGCCUGUGUGUAUACAACUACUACAAGACAACGUGCUGCGCUUCCUGCACAAGAGUGGCCCAGAGAUUUGGCAGCUUCCGGGGACGCAGAUAACGCCUCGUCACAGUCCUGUUGGCAUUGUGAUGACAGUGCUUCCAGAGCUGCCUGCUGCUCACCAGACUGACCACAUUUGACCGCAUUCAACCGUACUUGACUAAGACCUCCCUGUCCUCUUGGAGCCCUUCUGACUUACACUGCUGACUUGCCAAGAAGUGGACUCAUGGUGGAAGUAACAACACCUCAGUUGUGGUUUGCCAGGUGGGAGUCUUGUUGAAGACCAGGAGUUUCUCCAAGGAACCCAAAUGGAAUAUUUCCCCAGUGCAGAAAGCACAUAUCUCAGCUGGGAAUUCUAAAUGUGGACAGGGCUACAUUAGGAGAAGGGAGAACAACCUACAGGAAUCCUCGACAAACUGCUGGAAUUUUACUGGGAUUUCCUCCUUUGAAUUAUCUUCGAGAAGAUUGCCUUCCCAAUGGUACAAGAACAUAUACAGUGCCCGUCCCCCUGCCUUAAUGUAAGCUAAACUGUGAAAUGGGACUGAUCCCAGCUUCAGCGGUGCUCCCGUGAAAACUAUGUUUACCCCUCAGAGUUUCUGGGAAUCAA